This is a messenger RNA of Cladophialophora yegresii CBS 114405, 789 nucleotides long. RefSeq lists its product as uncharacterized. The record is from RefSeq and is a predicted model, not a curated record. Gene Ontology annotation, molecular function: hydrolase activity. The transcript has 4 exons. The coding region runs from base 1 to 789 and encodes 262 amino acids. Lineage: Eukaryota; Fungi; Ascomycota; Eurotiomycetes; Chaetothyriales; Herpotrichiellaceae.
AUGGGUUUCACAGUCCAGAGCAAAGCUUGCUGCACUCGACCUCCCAUUGUGCUACGAGGCGGCUACACAUAUGAAGAGAAGGGCAAAUACGAAGAUUUCAAUGGCAUGAAGACCUAUGUCACCGGCAGUGACCAAGCCACACGAGGCGUGUUCCUCGCGUAUGACGUCUUCGGUCUAUACGUCCAAGCCAUCAAAGGUGCCGACAUUCUGGCAUGGGACUAUCCCGAGCUGCCCGACGGAGCCGGCGAGUUCAAGGUCUUCAUGCCCGACUUCUGGGGCGACCAUCCGCAAGAUCUCGCAAACUUCCCGCCCAAGACACCCAAGCAGAUGAAGGCCGUCGUCGACUUCAUGACCGGACCAGCCAACCCUGAAAAGACAGUCCCCAUGAUUAGACCACUGUUUGACGCUUUCCAAAAAGCCAACCCGCAAAUCAAGACCUGGUCGAUAUUGGGCUUCUGCUGGGGUGUGAAGAUUGCUGCCUUGGUGACCACCCAGGGGACUAAAUUCAGUGCUGCUGCUGGGGCGCACCCCAGUCUGAUGGACGUGGAAGACACAAAGCACGUCACUGUUCCGUUUUGUGUUCUGCCCAGCCAGGAUGAGGACCCCGAGUACGUCGAGGCGUGGUUCGCAAAUCUCAAGAAGGCUUCACCGCAGAGCUAUUUGGAGACGUUCGGCGACCAAGUGCAUGGUUGGAUGACAUCGCGUGCCGAUUUCAAUAAUCUGCACGCGUACGAGGAGUAUCUUCGAGGAUAUAGAAUUGUUAGGACAUUCUUCGCCGCUCAUAUGUAG